AUGCCUGCUAAUGGUGAGAGGCUCAGCGCAGUCGCCAGGCAGCGCCGGCUGCGUGAGGCGCUGUCGUCGACGUCUUCUACUCCGGCGCGUUCACCAGCUUCUUUGGUCAAGGAAGUAGAGCAUGAAGCUGUCAAGGCAGGGGCAUCGACCUCUUCAGAACUCAGGGACGAGAUCAAACCCUUGCCUGUCGCCACGUCGAAUCAGUUCACGACACUUGUCGAUGCGGCAGCGGUCCACUUCACUUCUUCCAGAGAAGUGGAAAAGAUCAGCGAGACAGCUCUCAAGAUCAGAUUGGCUCGUGGACAGAAAUGCGUUCUCAUGGGUGUCUAUGCGUUGUGGGUGAAGCAAGGAUCAGUCUCGUUCUACGGUGCUAUCCUUCAUGCUUCGACUGCGAUCUAUCUCAUAUACGCACCAUCCACACAUGCGCUGCCGUCGAUUGAAGCAUUGACUUCCACAGCAGAACUUCAGCUCGACUCUGUCAACCAUGGGAUACGAGACCUGCCUUACAUUGGCAUCAGAGACUUAUGGGACCCUGCAAGGAGAAGCCAGGCAGCCAUGUCCUUUCAUGUCUUGGGACAUUCCUUUGAACAGGACCCGAAAGCGACAAGACGAGUGAGAGAAAUGCAGCUUGAGGAUUGGAAAUCCAUCCUUGCAGCGCUGUCAGGGCCUGAGCAGUUGACAUCCACAAAAGCGGUCACCCCUCGAAUCCUUAUAUGUGGUAGAGGGUCUUCGGGAAUCUCAACUAUGACCAGAUGUCUGAUAAAUCGGCUACUGAGAAAGCGAACUAUCGAGUCAGAUGCAAUGGCCGUCAAUGGUGUGAUCUUGCUGGACUUCGACACAAACAUACCUGAGAUUGCACCUCCAGGGAUGAUAAGUUUGGUUCAUGUCGGCGAUCCUAUAUUUGGGCCUGCUUUCACUCAUGUUACCUCGUCAAACAGACGGCCCAAUGCAGUAAUGAAGAUGCAUUUUCUGGGUGAUUUUGAGGCGACAGACUUGGCAGAUUGGCACGUUGACCGAGUGCAUGAUCUGAUCGCCUUGGAACAGACACAUCGAAGGGGUCCGGGCAACGUUCCUGUCAUCAUACUCGCUCCAAAAUGGAUGAAUGCAUUCGAACAGCAAACCAUCGGCAAGAUCUGGAAGGAUUUGGCGCCAACCGACGUCGUGUGUAUGGACUCAAGGCCUAACUCACCGCAUCUGCAAACCUGGAGAGGUUUCGCCGAGGCUGACGCUUGUCGGAUUCAUCAGCUUGGAGUCCGGGUGUAUGACAAGAUGCCACCUGCACGAGAGCACGAUCUACAGAUGCAGUCUUACUUUCAUGCAUCGGACUCUCUCAUCACCGGUCAAUGCUGGACUGAAACUCCGAUAAUGGCCGGAAGCCCUACCACCCUGUCUUAUGCUGGUGACGAGUCUGACGUUUGUGGCAUAGUCCUGCUCGGAGGUCAUGUUGCACUCGAGGACACGUAUGAUGCUCUUGAAGGAAGUGUUGUCGCGGUUCUCAUGGUCCAGCGACAAGAAGACAAACCUACAACUGUGAGUGACACAGAGGAGGGCCAACCGAACGGUAAAACCGACUGGCUACUACAUCACACCGACGAGUGUUUACCUCGUUUCGUGCGAGGAAGCAGUCAUGAUUCUUUUCCAUUGUCAGCAGAGCAUUCUCGCUGCAUUGGACUUGCAAUGGUGACCGAGAUCGAUAUCAUGAAGCGACAGGUUGCUUUGAUCAGUCCCAUUGCCUUGCGUGAGCUCAAUUUGCGGUCAGUAGGCUCACAGCUGGCACUUGUGGUGCAGAAGGCGAGUCCUGACGGACGGUUUAGACCAGAUUGGGCGUGGAAGGAAAUGAGAAGCGCCGGAAGAGAGAGGCAGGAUCCGACAACGUCGUCAUCCGAAGCAUGA
This is a messenger RNA of Exophiala viscosa, 1893 nucleotides long. RefSeq lists its product as uncharacterized. Gene Ontology annotation, cellular component: nucleus. NCBI's taxonomy places the organism in Eukaryota, Fungi, Ascomycota, Eurotiomycetes, Chaetothyriales, Herpotrichiellaceae. Gene Ontology annotation, biological process: cleavage in ITS2 between 5.8S rRNA and LSU-rRNA of tricistronic rRNA transcript (SSU-rRNA, 5.8S rRNA, LSU-rRNA). Gene Ontology annotation, molecular function: polynucleotide 5'-hydroxyl-kinase activity. The transcript has 2 exons. The record is from RefSeq and is a predicted model, not a curated record. Bases 1 to 1893 code for a protein of 630 amino acids.